Dreissena polymorpha is the source of this 9979-nucleotide messenger RNA. RefSeq lists its product as uncharacterized. Bases 601 to 2268 code for a protein of 555 amino acids. Gene Ontology annotation, molecular function: zinc ion binding; protein binding. The transcript is spliced from 12 exons. NCBI's taxonomy places the organism in Eukaryota, Metazoa, Mollusca, Bivalvia, Myida, Dreissenidae. The record is from RefSeq and is a predicted model, not a curated record.
AAUCGGAGGAAAAAGCUGGCAGCCAUUUGCGUGCCUGUUCUCUAAAAAAAAACGAGUCCAAGUUCACUCUAGUGCACCAGCAGGUUAAAAGAGAGACUGAAGUGAAAGAGAAAGGGACUCAAUUCCAUAAAUUGAUCCUGAUUUAUACUGUAGGAUUAACUGUUAUUUGAAUUUUCGUCUGCAUGUGUUUCAUAAAGGACUGAAAAGCAUUUCUACAUUAUUAAAAGAAGUGAACUGUGAACUAUCUUAUUUAUGAUGUCUUGUUUAUUGGGAUACAACACAGCCGUAACCAUCCGGGUUACAGUAUUAUAGACUAUUUUAACAGAAUUAUACUUCAACUACAUGUUCUUUAACAUGUAAAACUUCAUACACUAGAGUAUCAAAAUUGGCGACAGGUUCAUUUCUAAUGUUUUGAAACGUUGGCCUAUGGUUGAAAAGUUUUAUCGCACAUCUUGUGUUUGAAUUUAUUUGUGUUUCAGUGUUAAUUUUAACUCUAAGGUUGAUAAACUUUUGAAUCUAGUUUUAUUUCUUUCAUAUUUCACAAGAAAUAUACUUGAACGAUUUGAACAAAAAGGUUUUAACAUUAUAAACAGUAACAAAAUGGCAACAGGUUCAUUGUCUUUGGUUCCAAAACGUUUGCGUAUGGUUGAAGACUUUUCUUGCACAGGUUGUUUAGAGCAGAAUCUUACGGAAUCUGCAGACAUUUAUUGUGAAAAAUGUUUAAGGUUUUAUUGUAAAAAAUGUGUUAUCCUGCAUAGUCAGUUUUUUACAAAACAUAUGACAUGUGGAAGGGAGGAUAUUAAGAAAUGGCCAGUUUCUAAGGCGGUGGAAGAUUUUCUCAGGAAGUGUGAGGUGCAUGAGGAUGAAACACUGACACAGUUUUGCCAUGACCACAGUCAGCUGUGCUGCUCUGCAUGUGUUGGAACAAUUCACAGCCAGUGCCGAGAAGUGACCCAGAUUUCGGAGCUGACCAACUCGCAGCCCUCAGACCUAGAGGGGCUGUCAGUGGAGCUGGAAACUGUCCUGGGGGAUAUAAAAACCCUGCAGAUCAGUCAGGAGGCCAGCAUUCAGUCAUUGCAGAGAACAUACAAUGAACAUAGGGAAGUUAUGAUAGAGCAAAUGUGUGGCAAUUUAAAUACUUAUAUAGAUAAAUGUGAUAAUAAUUCUGUGGGAACAUCAGGCGGAAAUGAGCAAUAUUUAAAAAAAGAGAUGUGUAGGAAUGUUGUUUCUAUCUUGAAUGAAUUCGAUAAUAUUACUGCGAAGGAACUUAACGAGAUGAAAGAUGAAGUUAUAAGCAUUAAAGGGUCAGUUACAAGUUCUAUUCAUAAAUGCACCAGUCUUCACAAUGACUUGUCACAAUUCCAUGAAAUUGUUCAGAAAAUUGGAGAUCAUAAGCAGCUCUGCCUUAUAACCAGCAUAAAAUGUAAGCAUAUAAUACAGCAGGCACUGACUCUGCUGGGAAAGUCAGGCAAGGCGUUUAAUGUCAAGAGUAAUACUGAGCACAAUGUGCGAAUACCAAGUGAUUCAGGAGCAUGUUAUAUCCGUGGCGUAUGUGUUCUGACUGAUGGGCAGGUGCUGGUCGCAGACGGGCAGAACGAUAAAGUCAAGCUGCUGAACCAGCAGUACCAGGUGGUGAGUCACUGUGAUCUGACUGUAUAUGUAAGGGACAUGUGUCAGAUCACACCCAGUGAGGUUGCGGUGGCUCUGGAUAAGAAUGCUGGCAACACACAUAAUGUCCAGUUUAUUACAGUCACCCAGAGCCAGCUCACUCUUGGUAGGAAGCUUGAGUUACAACAUGGAUGUACAGGUAUUGCCUGCCAUCAGGGAGAACUGUUUAUCUGCUCUAAGACUGCUCUGUACAAGUACGCACUGAGUGGCAAACAGGUCUGCAGACUCUAUGAAGAUAGGUCAUCUGAUUAUUCAGUAUACAAGUGUGCUGUGAGUCCCACAGGGGACAGGCUGUACAUCUCCAGCUACAAGCAGCACAAGCUUCUCAUCCUGGCCAGGGAUGGCACACUCCUGGCUACAUACACAGACCCAGCACUAGUGCUCCCAUAUGGUCUACAUGUGACCCCUGCAGGCCAGGUGCUGGUCUGUGGAUUGGGGUCCGCCACUGUACUACAGGUUGGCUGGGAGGGGCAGAGUAAGCUGGCUACUCUGAAGGAUGGAGUGAGGAGCCCAUUGUCAGUCUGCUACAGCAGCACCACAUCAUCCAUCAUUGUGGGACAGUGGGGGGGUGACAACAUCCUGGUGUUCAGAGUGGAAUAGUGUGUACAUUCGCUGCUGAGUCAGGACAACUAUGCUGAGGAUGUGGUGGACAAGGAUGACCUGAAUACACAGAAGCAAUUGCUGAGCACAGCGGAAGACUGUUUAAUGAAAUGCUCAGCCGUAUCAAAGUCCACCAGUGUGCGGGGACGCGGCCUAUCCAUAUCCGUAUAUUACAUCAUUUUAGCUGUCACUAACAAGGGAGAUAACUGUAGAUCUGCACCAGCAGAGAGCACAAGCAUUGAUAUGUAGUUAGCCCAGCAACAGCUCCAGUCCGGCCUGCAGGAGCUCCAGUCCAGGGCGACCCUUCUUCUCUCCUGACCCCAAGUUACUCCCCUAGACCUCCGGCCUCAAAGGGUCAGCAGUGUUUAACAAUUCCGUUAUGCAGGAAAUUCUGAGCACGUCGAGAUUUCAUGCGCUGUUCUCAACUACCGCUAUGUCCGUGUCGAGUUUCCCACACUCGCAAUUGAGUAGUUUUGUUUAGCUGGAGUGCCCGAGUGGGACGAGUGCUAAAGACACCAGAGUUAUAGCAGUAGUUUUGGUAACGCUAACAGUCAGUUAUCACUGUUGGACAUCACUAAGAAUGACCAGUUUAAUGACGUGUUCCAUUUUUUUACGGGACGAACAGAAAUUCAGCAAAGAAUUUGAGAAAAUCAAGAAACAAUUCAAGCCAUAAAUUCAACAGUGUUACCUUGCCAAGGGGAAUACUUUUGAUGUUGAUAGUUAGGGCAACAGUACCGACUUUCACGGUUUGUCCUUUCAGGGGCAAAAGUGUCCUAAGAGAACGCGCUUUUGACGCUAAUGCUGACGAAGAAAGGCAGUAAUGACUAGGUUGUGAACAUACAGAACACGAUACAUCAAUGAGGUGUGUUCUUCUGGCGCGAAAUCCGCGAAAUAUUGGAAACACUGCUAAAAGCGAACACGUGCGGUUUUGUUACGAGAACUUGACACUCCGAGCCUAAAGGGCAUCGUAUUGAUUCGAGGCCAAAGAAGGCCUGGAAAUAUGACAGCAUUUUUGUUUUAUGAUCCAGUACGCCAUUCGACGCUCAACCGAAGUUAAUCAGAACUCAAACUCAAUCCUCAACAAUAUCAGCGAGGCCAGCGUGUCAUCUCAGCUUGUUGAGCUUCAGAAGCCUUAUCCUCAAAAGUUCAGGUCCAAAAAAAGAUGGUGACCAACUGCAACUCAGCCACUUCAUUUCAAUAGUGGUUUGUGUUCAGUGUCAAGCAGUAUCCUAGCAAUCAAGCCAAGUCAGCGCAGCAGCAACAACAGAUGCAGCAGCAGUCGUACGCAAUACAUCAACAACACUGGUGCAUAUGCAUUAAACUAUAAAGAAGAAAACCGGAUAACAAAGCGUUGAUUUUGUUCUGGAUGCAUUAGCAGUCACAGUACAUGAACCGACAGUAGUCAUCGUCUCGAGAUUCUGGCCUCUGAACCAUCAGUCUAUGAACAUAAUGCAGAGCAAUCUAGGGACGCCAAUUGACGAAAUCAAACUGACCAAUCAGCAACAAAGCCUGUUGCAGCAGUUGUUACCAUAUUGACCCCAGUCAAAUCAUGGAAGCUUAGACAUAAAUACUGUUUAAGAUGUGCCAGUCUCUACAGACCUCGUGGUCUGUUAACCCUUUGCAUGCUGGGUAAUUUGUCAUCUGCUAAAAUGUCGUCUGCUGAAUUUCUAAAAUUAGCAUUUUCUUCAAUUUUUUUCAAAGAAUACUAUCAGAAUAGCAAACAGUUUGGAUCCAGAUGAGACGCCACAGAACUCAUCUGGAUCCAAACUGUUUGCAAAGGCCUUUAAAAUUCAGCUCCAGCGCUUUAAGGGUUAAGCACUUACUCUGACAGGUCUCAUCUUUGGAUUUUGUGAUGGGUGGACAAUGAAUAACCUUGUUCAGAUUGAAAUGGCAGAAUGAAAAAGCACAACAAAUCAUGCGAAAAGCCAUAUAUUAAUUAGACCAGCCAUGGUUUGUUGGAAGAAAAACAAUCUGUCAUGUAUUAUGGAAACUUUGAUGCUGUCAGUCAUUAACAAUUGAUGAGAUAUGUUAAAUGUUUUUAAGUAUAAUGAGAUUAAGGUAACUUGAUAAAGGCGUGUAUGUUAAGUAAUACUUUAAGCCCACAUAUUGCACGUCUAUAUAAUUACUUUGUUUGUAUUACGAAACUUGCAUCUGAUAACUUUAUAUGCAUGGAAAAUAAAUUUUACUUCAGACAUUCUUUCAUCAUUGAGCUUGAGAUAAUUCAUAGCUGUUUAAAUGAUGCUGGUUACUUGGACGCAAUCACAAAAUAUGUAUUGGAUUCUGUUUAUGUAAUAAGCAUGUUUCAGUUUUCUGUUUUUACAUGCAAUAUAGAAAUGCUAGCUAAAAUAACUGUGCAGAAAGGUUGAGAGUUUGAGGCUUCCGAUUUGAUCUGUAUGUCUUUUUGUAUACAAUAAUCUUACUAAGUUUGCUCAUUUGGGUCCGUAUUUUAUCAAGAAUCUUGUUAAGUAUGGCAGUAUUUGAAAUUAAUAUAAGUUGAAUGUAGACCAAAUUAUUUAAUUUAAUCUUUCAAUUGUCAUUUCUGUAUUUACAUCUUAAACUUUAUUGAUUUGAAUGGAGAUUGUUUGUUAAAUUAUAAGAUAAUUACUUGUUCUUUAUUUGGAAUGCUUUAAAUGUUUUGAAACUGAGCAUUUAAAAAUAAAUUUAUUAAAUAAUUAUGAUAAAGCCAACUUCAUGAAUAAUAGCCAAAGUUGUGAUUGUUAUUGUCUAUUUUUUGUUGUUAUAUACAUUAUUUACAUGCUCAUAAAUGUUGACAAUUGUGUUCGGACAUAAUAUAUGUUUUAUGUCUUACAUUUGUGUAUAUACACAUUUUGAAGACCGGAUUUUCAUGCUCUCAACUCACUUACCGGUACUAACCUUACCAAAAAUAAAUGUUUUAUCACUGUAUGAUGGUAAAUUUUGCAACUGAUAUAUAGAGCAAUUUUAAAAUAAUUGUAUGUUCGAUGUAAAUAACUCAUAUAUUGUUGCCAUUUUGAUGAGAUAAACUUGUUUUCACUCCUUUGUACACAUCAUUUGUAAACGGUACAUCUUGUAGAUUUUUGGUUACACAAACAAUUUAGCUCCUGUUAAAACAUUUAUACAGGAUAACAGAUUCUGAAAGUUAGCAAUAGGAACAGGUUGUUAGAUGCAAUGCUUUUUAGUUUUCAAAGUUAACCAAGUAUUUAAAAGAUUUGUUUCAUUAUGUUUUACAUUCUAAAGAAUAAUUAUUAUCUCAAAACGUAAAUCACUAAAUUACAAAUCAAGAGAGAGUUAUGUAAUAUGCUUGCAAUUGCUAAGAAGUGCAGUUGUUGUUUUUUUCUUUUCAGGUUAGAGCAAUGUCAUUUGCUUAAAAAAGUUGUCUCCCUUGUAAGAAAAUUAAUGUGUUCACAUCUCAACAUAACAAGUAAAUUCAUACAGUACAUGUAUUUCAAAUUAUUCACAUGAUAUUCACCAAUAAGUCUAAUGGAAUUUGUAGAAUAAAAUAUAACAUGUUAUUAUGACGAUUAUAAGUGAAUGUUUGGCACAAAAUGCCUCUUUUAAUCUCUAUAUUAAAAACUUCAGCAAAUGUCUAAGACCAGAUUUUCCUAAAUGGUGUGGUUGUUGACAUUAAUAUUAAAUUUAGUUCAUGAACCAUAAAUGUUUUGUUGUUGAACAUAUAAAAAAAAAGCUUUAUGUAUAUUAAUUUUAUGUCAUAUUUCAAACAUAUCAUAUUGAUACGUUUGAAAGAAAAUAAACAUUUUGCUUUAAUGUGUAUACAUGAAGUGUAUACAUGAUUAACGAUUGGUACCAUUCAAGCAUGUUAAUAAUGAACUAUAGUUGUAGUACUAGAUGCACUUUUAGCUCAUCUAUUUUUUGAAAAAAAUAAUGAGCUAUUGUCAUCACCUUGGCGUCGGCGUCCGGUUAUGUUUUGUGUUAAGGUCCACUUUUCUCAGAAAGUAUCAACGCUAUUGCAUUCACACUUGGUACACUUACUUACUAUCAUGAGGGGACAGGGCAGGCAAAGUACGAUAACUCUGACUGGCAUUUUGACAGAAUUAUGUGCCCUUUUAUACUUAGACAAUUGAAAAUUUGGUUAAGUUUUGUGUUUAAGUCUUCUUUAUUCCUAAAGUAUCAAAGCUAUUGCUUUUAUACUUGCAACACUUACUAACUAUGUUAAGGGGACUGUGCAGGCAAAGUUGCAUCACUCUGGUUGUCAUUUUGAAGGAAUUAUGGCCCUUUUUUGACUUAGUAACUUUGAUUAUAUGGUUAAAUUUUGUGUUUCGAUCCACUUUACUUCUAAAGUAUCAAGGCUAUUGCUUUCAAACUUCAAAUAACUUCAUGCUAUCAUGCGGGUACUGUACUUGGCAAGUUGAAUUUUACCUUGACCUUUGAUUGACCUUGACUAUCAAGGUCAAAUUAUUAAAUUUUGCUAAAAUUGACAUAACUUCUUUAUUUAUGAUAAGAUUUGAUUGAUACUUUGACAUAAGAACUCUUACCUGACAUACCAAAAUGGACUCCACCCAAACCAUUCUAAAAGCCCACCCCAACCCCAGAAUCCCCAUCCAAAAUUUUUUUUUUCAUUUUUUUAAAGAUCAUCUAAUAAAUGACUACACCCUUACACUAUACCCUCCACCGCCCCCCCCCCCCAAUUUUUUUUUAUUUUAUUUUAACAUGGUUAAAAAAAAAAAAAAAAAAUUUUAAUUUUAUUUUUGAAAUACCGUCCAACCAUCCCACUCAAGAAUACCCCCCCCCCCCACCAAAAAAAAAUGUUUGUUUUUGAAUUGUUUUCUUAUUUUUUUAAGAUAAUGUAAUAAAUGACCACACACCUACACUCCACCCCUCCCUCCUUUGUGAUUGAAGUAUUGAGAUAGGACCCUUCACCUUUAAAAGAAAAAUAGAUGAGCGGUCUGUACCCGCAAGGCAGUGCUCUUGUUUUAAUCAUGUCUUAAUGUGUUGGCCUACUCCAAAUAAACAUGUUGCAUUUGUAAAUAAAGCGUGUAUAACCUCUAUGUACUGUCCCAAGGUCUGUUUUCAAAUACUUGAGUACCUCAUAUUGAGCAGAGACUUACCAAUUUAUGGCAUUAUUUGUUAUGCACAUGUCUGACUUAUAUAAAUAUCUUCAAGUUCUGAGAUUACUGUUCAGGGUAUUUUAAAGGUAAAAGUUUAAAUAUUUCUAUAGACUGUAACCUGGUGUCUGUUAAGUUAAUUUUAAUACAUUUAUAAUGUCUAGCAUAUUGAAUGUGUAAGUGUCUUUAUUCUCGCCCGCAUGCAUUGUUGCUGUAUGCUUUGACAAAGCUUACUACACAACCUAUGUGUUUGUUUAUCAUUUAUAACCAGUGGUUUGUCCGCAGAGGUUACAUAAUACUAUACUCACUUAAUAAAUCAACUUCAUUUAUUGAUUUGAUUUUGUAUAUAUUCACUUCUCAUGACUGAAUCUGCAAUAGGCCUUUGAAUAUGUGGUAAGAAAAACAUUUUUUAUUAAAGGUUAGAAACUUUAUUAUCAGAUUUUGACAGAUGGUGGUUAACAUUUAACUGGAGAGUAGCCGGGAAAAAAAUGGCUGUAAAACAGUGAAGUUUGAUCCACUUUUAGUUAUGUCUUAUAUAUCACAUUAUCUAUAUUUUUUGUUAAUUUGGAUCAUAAUGAUCUUUAAAAAAUGGAAUGAUUAUGAGUGUUUCCAAAAUGAUGCAUUUAUUUUAUGUUAAAGUUAUUGCUUUCAAUUUUAAUUUGUUAUGGAAAUAUUUAAGUUUAUGUGACUUACAGAGAUAUACAUGUUUAUGUAAGUGAUGUGCUGUUUGAUGAUUUAAGAAUUGUCUUGCACUCUGAGUAAAGUAGAUCGCCAUUGAUUCAAGUUCGAAUACUGAUGUACAGUUAAAGUGUGUUGUACUUUCAAAUAAAAAUACUAUGUAAAUAUAGUUCAGUUAUCCCUUGUUUACAAGAUCACAUUUUUAUUGCUCAUCCUUGGUGUUGGUGUUUGCAUUCGGACACAAUAAUGCUUUCCUUAUAUGUUUAUUAUGUAGACCCGCUUUUACAAGACCACAUUCUGACAAGCUUAAAUGUAUGUAUAUAAUGUAGUUCCUCAUUUACCAGACCACAUUUUGAUGUUCUUAAACGUGUUCAAAGCUUGACGAAAUUUUUGUUGACAUUUAGCCAUUUACAUUUAUAAUAACUGAACAACAAAUGAAUUGUCAGUGUAAAUAAAUAAUUUAUUGUUGUUCGAUCAGUUAAAGUAUUUCACUGUUUUCAUUCACACUUUAAAUUAAUAACAUAACAAGUUGUAAGGUACACACAAUCUAUUUCAACAAGGGAGACAAUUUUGAAUUUGUUUUUUAAGAAUAUAACAUAUCUUUAUCGAGAUAGAGAGAAUGACAGUUUUGACAAUUUUAACAAUAUUACAUCACUCUCCGUUGACUUGUAAUUGACUUAUUUUCAUUAACCAGUUUUAAUUGUUCUUUCGAUCAUAUACAAUUUAUCUUAAGAUAUUUUUACAAAACAAGUAAACACAUUUUCAAGUAGGGUCUUAAUUUGAAUUGUAUGAAAUGAAAAGCAAGGCAUAUAACAAGGUAUUUUAAUUUAAAGUAUGGUUUUCUCUUUCCCACAAGCACACACCAGUCAUUUGAUAUACAUCUGUACUAUAUGUAAGUUUAAUAUGAUAAAUUACACAAGCUUUGCAUCUAAAAGAUGGAUAAAAUGAAAAUUAUGUGAACAUAUGAAUGAAAACAGUGAAAUACUUUAACAAAUUCAAUUAUAAAAAACAACAAGUUUACUUUUGUACACAAGUUGAAUAAACUAUUAUACAUUUUUUGUAGAUGUCAACAAGUAAAGUACUUCAGUUAAGUGCUUAAAUAAAAAAUAAACGACACGUUGUUAACUAAAAAGUUAUCAAUUGUUUCGUCGGAAAAAUACUGCAGAAUAUUUAUGUCAGGUAUACCAACAAAGAAAAACAAAAUAUUAACAUUCUUUUUCUUAAAAUAAAAAGAAACACGUUUAGUUUAAGAACAGAUAAUAAUAUUUUAAACUAGAAAGGUCUUUUAAAUAGGUAAGGUUUCUCAUGACGAAGUAUAUAAUUAAUUUGAAAUACUGGAAAUAUAAUUAACGUCGUGAUGCAUAUAUAGUACAAUAAAGCAAAGUAUUUUUUAACAAAACCCAUAUCAUAAGAUUUGUAUAUACUCACUUCAUGUUGACGAAAUGCUUAUUCUUUUAGAAAAAAUACCGUGUACAGUCAAAUUAGUUUUUGUUGAUUUUCUUUACAAUUUAUUCAAUGUAUAUACGUACUUAUGUAUAAUACUAUAUAUUUCGUAUAACAUUCAAAGUGCCAUGUUUUAACACUUAAUACCUGUCCUUUUAUGUCGGUCAUUCAGCCCAUUUGAGCCGCAUUCUGAUAAAGUGUGACUUAAUGCAUGUUGUCUAAGUGUUGUCCCAGAUUGGCAGUCCGCACAUGCUAAUUUGGGACGACAGUUAUCGCUUUAAUAAAUUUUUCGUUUUCAAGAAGUAUCUUUUUUAGCGAAAUCAAGUUUCGGAAAGUGUCGCCGGUGAUUACCAGCAGAAUGUUAGGAUUGCACGGGCUUAUCUGGGACAACACUUUACGCACAUGCAUUACUACCCUUUUUCCGAAAGCGCGGCUCAUUUAAAAGUUGAUAAAAAUCAGAAUGACGACAGUUCCUUAAGAUAUAUCCUCAUUAGAGAUUGUAUGUGGAACCAAAUCAUGUUAAAGCAAUAAACAAAACCAUAACCCUU